CUCAAUUUGGUCAUAUUUUAAAUAGGUCCCUGUAGACUUUUCUCUCUCAGAAAUCUCUCCCUGUUACUUCAAUAUUCGAUAAGCUCUUUUUUAUUUAUCCCCUAAUUUACUCCUUGAGGGUUUUUUUAUUUCAUUAACCAAAUCGAAAGCUGCGUGCCUGUUUCUUCUUCGCCAUUUCUGGAGACCAUUGAUCGUUCACUGCAGCUGCCUUUUUCUCCAGCAACGAAUAGCCUCUCAUUACAGAAUUAAAGUUUGAAGGAAGGAUGGGUUGUUUCACUGUUUUGAAGAGUAAGAAAAAGAAGCCUGAUCGAUCGGUUAGCAUUACAAGAGUCAGUCCUAAAGAGUAUUCACCAACUACAUUGCCUGUGCCACAAGUCCCGACUCGGUCACUGCAGUCUGCACCUCCUAGUUUUAGGACUAGAGUGAAACCAGUUCAACCAGUUAAUAGCAUCACCAACAGUAGAGCACGGGCAUUAUCAGCACCAUCAACCCUUGAUGCAGCUGAGCAGGAUGCUCUUUCUUCAGCUGAUUAUGAUGAACAGGAGGAUUCAAAGAGCCGAGCUGGACGCUCACAAAGUGCACAACCUCUUCCUCUUCCCUCACCUCAGGUUUCUGGUGCACUGAAGGCUUCAGGAAGCUUUAAAGUAGGGAAUGCUAGUGGGCCUCUCUUUGCUUCAGGACCUUUGCCGCUGCCUCCUUCAGGGGCACUCAGAAACUUUUCAUAUGAAGAAGUCACUUCUGCUUGCCUUAAUUUCUCUUCUGAUCGUUGCAUGUCAGAAGGUCUUUCUUCCAUAAUGUAUAGGGCUUCAUUUGGGGAUGACCCUUCAUGCUCAAAGAAGUUUGAAGCCACUGUUACUCGUCUUCAUCCAUCCACUCAGUUUGCUUUUCAGGGUCUGAAGGAAUUCAUAAAUGAAGUGAACACUCUUGCGUCUUUGCAACAUCCAAAUCUAUGUAAAUUGCUUGGUUAUCAUGCACGCGAAGGUUCGGAACAAAGAUUUUUGGUUUAUGAAAGGCUCUUUCAUGGAAGCUUGGACCGGCUUCUUUAUGGGAGAGCUGAUGGCCCUCCCAUUGAUUGGAAUACAAGAAUGAAAAUUGCAUUGUGUGCUGCACAAGGUCUUACUUUCUUGCAUGAGGAAGGCCCUUUCCAGGCUAUGUACAAUGAAUUUUCUACUGUCAACGUACAGAUUGACAAAGACUUUAGUGCGAAGCUUUCAGGAUAUGGCUGUGUUGGUCACAUUCCUGAAACGGAGAUUAACAGUUCAGUUGCAGUGGCCAAUCUAUCAGUGGAGACAUUGGAGAGAGGCUUGCUUACUCCAAAGAGUAAUGUAUGGAGUUUUGGAAUUGUUCUUCUUGAACUACUCACUGGGCGAAAAAAUCUUGAUAGUCGCCGUCCCAAGGAAGAGAGAAACUUAGUUAAGUGGAGCCGCCCUUUUCUAGCCGAUGAUUGUCGAUUAUCACUUAUCAUGGAUCCUCUGCUAAAAGGCCGUUUUCCUCCCAAAGCGGCUCGGAAAGUGGCUGACAUUGCUCUAAGAUGUCUUCAGAAUGACCCAUUAGAAAGACCAACCAUGAGAAUUGUUGUCGAGAAUGUCAAAUUCACACAGGACGUCAAAUAUUCCUGUCGCUUUCCUCUUCAGGAGCCAGCUGCAAUUUCAGGAAAACAGAUGUCAAGAUCCCCAAGUCUUAAUGGUAUCAUAACCCCAGCUCCAAGGUUAAGCUCCUCUCCAUCCCUUCCAUCUGGACCUCGGGCAUCCGUUUCUACUGCAAAGCUGCAUGCUUUGCCCCUGGCUCUCCCACCUCGUGCUUGUUCCUCCACCCUUGCUUUGGAGGAGCUUGAUAGGCAGGAGUCUCGGAAAUCAGCAUCAUCUUUGCCCCUGGCUCUCCCACCUCGUGCUUGUUCCUCCACCCUUGCUUUGGAGGAGCUUGAUAGGCAGGAGUCUCGGAAAUCAGCAUCAUCGACUGUUCGAAGAGCCAGUGUUGAAGGAUUUUGAUUGUUUUUGUGCAUUCUCCUUUUUGGUGGGUUUUGAUUCUUCACAAUUAUAUAGAAGAUAAAGAUGGGUGGUUCUUCCACCUUUGGCAUCCCUCUAGGUGAUUGGAUGGAGCCUGGAGGAUGCUGUUUUUGUAGAUAAAGUGCAAGCCUAAUUUUGACUGGAUUCAAUUAGUUCACAAAAAUCCAUGCUUGUGCUAUAUCUUACCAGUA
Molecule: messenger RNA, 2197 nt
Organism: Tripterygium wilfordii
Lineage: Eukaryota; Viridiplantae; Streptophyta; Magnoliopsida; Celastrales; Celastraceae
Product: probable serine/threonine-protein kinase PBL11
Exons: 5
Coding region: 264-1988 (574 amino acids)
Biological process (GO): protein phosphorylation
Molecular function (GO): protein kinase activity; ATP binding
Source: RefSeq, a predicted model, not a curated record